UAGGACUGCGGGCAUCAAACAUCCCACAGCGGAUAGACUGGAGAUCUGCCUCACAAAAAGUGCAAAAAAUCUCUCUUAUAUGGUCGCUAAAUGUAUUUAUUUGCAUUUAGCCCGCUGUAUCUUUCACUGAAGCAUAAAUUAAUGUGAUUCACGGGAUGAGAGAUUUGGCGCAUGAGGAUGAGCUGGAUGCUUCAACGGCAACAUGGAAAAGCAGGAGGACACACUGCUGCAUCCCAGAAAUAUAACACAACCAGGAGCCUUUGGAAAUUCAAAGGAUUUUAGCGUGCAUCUGAACACUUUAUAGGUGGAUUUAUGUGGAUAAACAAUCAAUGCGAUGGAGACGGAGAUGGACGGAGAACUACUUUAUUGAGCACGAGGAUCGGAGUGUCCAAAGCAGCAGCUCGAGAGGAUCCGUGCCUUUGAUAAUGAGAAAUGGAUCAAGUGAGCUGCAUGAUCUCAGGAGGUCUUGGAUUAUCCUGAAGGCGCAGCUCUAGAGGGUCCAUGUCAUUGCAUUGGUCGCUGUCCACUGCGCCCGUGGUGCUGAAAUCUGGAUGAUGCCGGCGCAGCGACUGCAGGGCUGCCGCUCCCUUCACAUUAACGAAGACAAUGGGCGCUUUCUGCUGCUCGCCGUGCUCAUCAUCGUAUACCUGCUGUGUGGCGCUGCGGUGUUUUCCGCCAUCGAGAGGCCGUCUGAGCUGCGAGCACACCGGCGCUGGAACCGGACUCUCCUGAACUUUAGCGAUACGUUCAAUAUCAGCUUACAAGAUCUGGGCGCCUUCCUGAAAGAGUACGAGGCUGCGAUUGCUGCUGGAGUUCGGGUCGAUGCCCUUCGACCCAGAUGGGAUUUUACAGGGGCGUUUUAUUUUGUUGGGACAGUGGUGUCUACUAUUGGAUUCGGGAUGACCACCCCUGUGACAGUAGCUGGAAAGGUUUUCUUGAUCUUCUACGGUCUGUUAGGUUGCGCAGCCACCAUCCUGUUCUUCAACCUGUUUCUGGAGCGCAUCAUUACCCUGCUGGCCGUGGUGAUGAAGGCCGUGCGUCUGCGCCGUCUGCGGACCAGUGGUCUCCUCCCGCCGGGGAUCUGCCAGGACUUUGCGGAGAGUACGUUGCCCGGUUGGAAACCCUCGGUGUAUCACGUGAUGCUCAUUCUGGGUUUAUCAUCCAUCGUGAUCUCCUGCUGCGCAUCGGCCAUGUACACUCCAGUCGAAGGUUGGGCUUAUCUGGACUCGCUGUACUUUUGCUUCGUCACUUUCAGCACCAUUGGUUUCGGAGAUUUGGUGAGCAGCCAGAAUGCUGCGUACAGCUACCAAGGACUUUACCGGUUGGCCAACUUCAUCUUCAUCUUGACUGGAGUAUGUUGCAUCUACUCGCUCUUCAAUGUCAUCUCCAUCGUCAUCAAGCAGGUCCUCAAUUGGAUGUUGGAGAAAAUGAGUUGCUUGUGCUGCCAGCACUGCAACAAAGCCAACGGUUUCUUGGGACGCCGCAAUGCCAUCAGGCCCGGCUCUCGCCUCAGACGCGGACGCUUCGGCCGAACGCCAGACUCGGACAGAGCUUGCGACAGCGACACAGAGGGACGCAGGCUCUCGGGUGAGAUGAUCUCCAUGCGGGACUUGACAGGAUCCAAUAAAAUCUCGCUGGCCAUUAUGCAGAAACAGCUGUCAGAGUCAGCCAAUGGAUAUCCAAGAACGGUGUGCGGAAGUUCACGUCAGAACGGCUUUUCCGGUGGCGUCGGUGCUUUGGGCAUCAUGAACAACCGAUUAGCAGAAACGAGUGACUCUAGGUAG
This is a messenger RNA of Carassius carassius (crucian carp), 1784 nucleotides long. Its product is annotated as potassium channel subfamily K member 12-like. Gene Ontology annotation, cellular component: membrane. Gene Ontology annotation, biological process: potassium ion transmembrane transport; stabilization of membrane potential. The record is from RefSeq and is a predicted model, not a curated record. Gene Ontology annotation, molecular function: potassium ion leak channel activity. NCBI's taxonomy places the organism in Eukaryota, Metazoa, Chordata, Actinopteri, Cypriniformes, Cyprinidae. The transcript is spliced from 4 exons. The coding region runs from base 552 to 1784 and encodes 410 amino acids.